This is a messenger RNA of Pocillopora damicornis (cauliflower coral), 1509 nucleotides long. Its product is annotated as histone-lysine N-methyltransferase SETMAR. The record is from RefSeq and is a predicted model, not a curated record. Gene Ontology annotation, molecular function: protein binding; histone methyltransferase activity; zinc ion binding. NCBI's taxonomy places the organism in Eukaryota, Metazoa, Cnidaria, Anthozoa, Scleractinia, Pocilloporidae. Gene Ontology annotation, cellular component: nucleus.
UCGUGCUGUUCCCUUCAAUGGGAAAUUUGCAUCGAUUUUUCCGUACAAAUGGAAAGAGCCUCUAUUAUUGAAAGUAGUGUAUUGUCGAAGAAAUAAUCCAGUGCUAUUAUUUUAAAAUGGUUGUCAUAACAGAGGACAUAUCGCUGGGAAAGGAGAAAGUUAAAGUUUCAGUGGUAAAUGAACUUGAUGACAGCAUACCUACCGAAUUUGGGUAUACUCCAGUAUGCAUCAGUGGGCCAAAUGUUAGUGAGGCAUUUAAUUCUCCAUUUUAUCCUGGAUGUGGAUGUCAUCAGACAAUGUGCACAAGAGACAAAUGCCCCUGCAUACAGAGUUAUGGACCGUCUUACAAUGAAGAUGGAUGCCUUCAAAUCUUCAAUCGACUAACUGAGUUUUGCCAACCAGUGUUUGAAUGCAACAGUCGCUGUUCUUGCUCCAAAUCUUGUCAGAACAGAGUGGUUCAGAAUGGACAACAUCUUCAACUUCAAGUUUUUAAAACCAAACUCAAAGGAUGGGGCUUAAGGACUUUGGAAAACAUAAAAAAAUUUACUUUUGUGUGUGAAUAUGCUGGUGAGCUUAUUUCAAUCAAAGAGGCUAAAAUGCGUGCUCAGGAAUUGACUCAUGAAACUGGGAAUUAUUUGAUUGUUCUCAGAGAACACAGUUCAAAUGUCAACCAAAUUCUAAGAACUCAUGUAGAUGCUCAUUUCCAUGGUGGCGCAUCGCGGUUUAUCAAUCAUUCAUGCAACCCUAAUCUGGUAAUGGUACCAGUGAGAGUUGAUUCCAUUGUUCCACAACUGGCUCUCUUUGCAGCUAGAAAUAUAGACAUUGGAGAGGAACUCUCCUUUGACUAUUCAGGGGAAUUUGAUCACUGGCACUCACAUGAAAUAAAAGUUGAAGUGCAUGAAUUGAAAUCUCUGCAAGAACAAGGGAAGGAGCCAAAAAGUUGUCAAUGUGGUGCACUGAACUGCAGAGGUUAUCUUCCCUUUGAUUCUUCUCUGUAUUCCUCUGAGAGCCACCUGCCAAUCAGACCAGGGAAUAGCUAACUGAAGGCAGGCACAUGGGAAGAUUGGAAUCAAUAAACCUCUACAGCUGGUAAGCUUCAGUUACCAAACUGGAUAAGUCAAUGAAGAAAGAAUGGAGAAAUUCUGUCAGACUGAGUGAUGUACAAAAAAAAUUAGUUGAGUUACUGUAAGUGACUAUUGCCCUACUGAUUGCAAAUAAAUCAAACAUGUUGCAAACUUUCCUUUUUUUUCUUUGAAAAAGUAGAGAAUUUAUUUGAAAGCUAGGCUUCAAAAACUCCCGUAAAAGUAAACCUUUUUUCAUAGAAUGAAUAUAACAACAAGUCACAAGGGGAGAAUAAUAAUGAAGAAUUAUAGAGAUGUCUUUUAAUGCUGUACAAAUAAGCCCAUGAUUAUGUUGCAGAGAAUUGCAUCUUAUAUCAUUGCUGCAGCUCUACUACAAGGAACCAGGAACCAAAAAUUAAUUAAUUGAGCUCAAGUACGCUGAAAUUUU